Aspergillus steynii IBT 23096 is the source of this 2167-nucleotide messenger RNA. Its product is annotated as amino acid transporter. Gene Ontology annotation, cellular component: membrane. The record is from RefSeq and is a predicted model, not a curated record. Gene Ontology annotation, molecular function: transmembrane transporter activity. Lineage: Eukaryota; Fungi; Ascomycota; Eurotiomycetes; Eurotiales; Aspergillaceae. Gene Ontology annotation, biological process: transmembrane transport. The transcript has 4 exons. The coding region runs from base 480 to 2045 and encodes 521 amino acids.
GCUUCUUCUCACUUAUCGAAUUGAAUCUUGAUAUGAUCACCCCAAAAGAGAUGGCUCUGUGGCUCUCGCUAAACCAAACAUAGCAGCCAAGGUGUCAAUCCCCCAUCACCGCCGUUAUCUGCAAAUGAGAGCCAACGAUGUUCAUCCGAAGAUAGCGUGUGCCGCACGCCGACAUACUCCAUAAGCAACCCACAGACUGUAUCGCUGCGGAGUAGUGAGUGUGGAUUUGAUCCCUCUACGGAGCAGGUAUUUGGAAAAUUUUCACUGGUUUUCAUCAGAGGUCUCUCGAUCAAAUUUCAUUUGAAAGUUUCUUACUCUCGCAAACCCUCUUGGCCAUUUCCGCUCUCUCCUGUGACCAGCCAGCGCACUCUGCAGCUUAUCCAUGCAGGCCACGGGCGAAAACAUUAACUUGUCCAGCUCCGUUCUUUUCUAGCGUGUCACGACAGCCCCCCAGGACCCUCGGUCUGGUGAAAGUCACAAUGGCAGAAUCACCCCAGCCAGAAAAGCGUGCAGCGGACUCGAACUUGGAAUCGCUAGGAUACAUUCCCGAACUAUCUCGCAACCGAUCAACAUGGCAGGUGAUAUUCAUGUGUUUUAUUCUUGCAUCGGUUCCAUAUGGCCUCUCCACUACCAUGAUGUACACUAUGGCAGGCGGCGGCUCAGCUAACAUGGUAUGGGGCUGGGUAGCUGUGUCGCUAAUCAUGUUGUGCGUGGCUGGAUCUUUAGCUGAGAUCACCUCGGUCUAUCCUACUGCUGGCGGUGUCUACUACCAGACCUUUGCCCUGUCACCCACGUGGUGUCGUCGGGUCACGGCAUGGGUUUGCGGCUGGUCCUACAUUGCAGGGAAUAUCACCAUCACGCUCGCAGUCAAUUUCGCAACGGCGCUUUUUCUUGUUGAAAGCCUGAACGUGUUCAAGACCGAUGGUGUUGGGAUCACGGAAAACUUUGAAACCUACCAGAGUUACCUUAUAUUCCUUGGGAUUACCCUGCUUUGCCAUGCUAUUUCCGCAUUUGGUAACCGAUGGCUGACACAUCUAGAGACUCUCGCCAUCUUCUGGACUCUCGGAGGAGUAGUCGCUAUCAUAGUAACUAUACUUGUCGUUGCAGCUCACGGCAGACGAUCUGCUGAAUGGGUGUUCACCAGUUUUGAGCCUCAGUCCGGGUGGCCCGACGGCUGGUCCUUUUGCAUCGGCCUGCUUCAAGCCGCCUAUGGUCUUUCAGCAUCCGGAAUGGUUACUUCAAUGUGCGAAGAGGUCCACAAGCCCGCCAUCCAGGUCCCCAAAGCGAUAGUCGGCGGAGUCGCCCUCAACUUUUUUGCCGGCAUUUGUUUCCUCAUCCCCAUCUGCUUCGUCCUCCCAGAUAUCCCUCUGCUAGCGAACCUCGUUAGUGGUCAACCCGUUCCGACGAUCUUUUUAUCUGCCACCGGAAACUCUGCCGGCGCCUUUUGCCUCCUGAUCCCACUCAUUCUUCUCGGUAUCACCUGCGGUGUGGGCUGCGUGACUGCUGCAUCACGGUGCACCUGGGCGUUCGCGCGCGAUGGCGCUAUUCCCGGCUCAAAACUGUUCCGAAAGGUCAACAAGAAUCUAGAUAUUCCUCUCAACGCGAUGAUGCUCGGCAUGGUCAUCGAGAUCCUUUUGGGCCUUAUCUACUUCGGGUCCACAGCUGCAUUCAACGCUUUUUCGGGCGUGGGAGUCAUAUUCUUAACCAUGAGCUACGGCUGCCCGGUUGCUGUCUCUCUGAUUCUUCGCCGUCGUGAGGACAUUAAGCGGGCACAUUUUAAUCUCGGUGGACUGGGCAUCUUUUGCAACAUCGUCUGUAUCGCAUGGACCCUCCUUGCCAUCCCUCUUUUCUCAAUGCCCACGACAAUCCCCGUCACUCUCGAGAGCAUGAACUACGCCUCUGUCGUCUUCGUCGGCUUCGUCGCUAUCUCGGCCUUCUGGUAUUGGAUCUGGGGAUAUAGAAAUUAUGCCGGUCCGCCGACGACCGAGACGGAUUUCAAUUUUGACUUUCCCAGUGAAAGCCAUGUGAGGGAGAAGGCGAAUUGAGUUGAAAUAUGAUAACUGUUGCAGUUUUAUAUACCAGAUCAUAUGAGAAGGUAGUACAUAAAAGUUUGGUAUUAACUCUUGACAAUCAUGUAUCCGAGAGAUAGUUAAGAACGAAAUACCAG